Dunckerocampus dactyliophorus (ringed pipefish) is the source of this 4031-nucleotide messenger RNA. Its product is annotated as galectin-related protein B-like. The transcript is spliced from 5 exons. The record is from RefSeq and is a predicted model, not a curated record. Gene Ontology annotation, molecular function: carbohydrate binding. The coding region runs from base 190 to 726 and encodes 178 amino acids. Lineage: Eukaryota; Metazoa; Chordata; Actinopteri; Syngnathiformes; Syngnathidae.
CAGAGCGGUGCAGCGUGGGGAUGCCCUCCUGCUAGGCCGCCCAUUAGCAGCAGCACAAGCAGGAAGAAGACCAAGAAGCCUCCUGGCUCGACGAGGACUGCCACGACGCGGAGAUCCCAAGCCGGCCGGCAGGGCAGCGCUUUACUCCCCCCUCCCUCACUCCCUCCUCCAGGACAGGACAGCAUCAAGAUGGCGGUGCAGGCAGCAGAAAACGACGCGAUAAACGUGGAGGAUGACCAGCUGAACGACUCGCUGGGGAACCCUGGCCUCAUCUCACCUGACAAGGAGGAUUUAGCACGUCUCCUGACGGUGCCCUUCAGUGGACGCAUCCGGGGUGGCAUGAGGCCCGGGAAGAAGAUCAUAGUGAUGGGCAUUGUGGACUUGGAGCCAGACAGCUUUGACGUGAGCCUGACCUGCGGACGGGACGUGGACAAGGAGGAGCUGGCAUACGACGUGGCCCUCAAGCUCACCGCUCGCUUCUCGGACCGCCAGUUCCUGCGCAGUGCUCGUGUCGCCGGGAAAUGGACCGAGGAGGAGGCGUCCACUGCCUACUUUCCCUUCAUCCCCGAUCAGCCUUUUAGGGUGGAGAUCCACUGCGAGCACCAAAGAUUCCGAAUAUUCGUGGACGGACACCAGCUCUUUGACUUUUACCACAAAGUAAAAUCUUUGACGUCCAUCGACACAGUGCGGAUAGACGGAGACCUACAGAUCACCAAGCUGGGCUAACUACACACACACCUGCGCUCGAAAGGUCGUGUGUGUGGGUGCACAGCGAGGAGGACUCGAGCACAAACACACAUAUAUGCACCACCAUUCAUAACCCAUCGCACAAAAAAGGCUCCAAUGAGAAGUUUUUUUUUUUCUUUUUCUCUCAUAACCUUUUUUUCUCAGGUUUUCUUUCUUCUCGCGUCACUUUUGUCAAAUCUCACAGCAUCUUUAUACUUUUAGGGAAAAGUGCAUACAAACAAGCUCUUGCUUAUGCAGCGUGCAGGAAUAUUUAAAUGGACCUCAGACGGUUUAUUUGGUCUUUAUCUACUCUCACAAGGGCAGAAAUAUGUUUUUAUAAAUGGUAAAUGUAGUUUUUAGCCUUUGGAUUUUAUUGCACUAAAAGAUGAGUCAAGCAUUCCACCCUGUUUCCUUCUGUGCUGAUGUCUUUUCCUCGCAUCCCUCCAGGGCUUUUCCCCCAGUUGUCACGGCAACACGCUGUAGUCUCACCGACCUAAAUACCCAAAAUUAAGAAUUAUUCCAUGUGGGCAUGUAGGAGAAAGACACACUAACAGGAAGUAGAAUUCGGCCUAGUGGGCAUUUGGAUGCUCGCUGGAUUUGUUUUUGUUUUCUUGUUUUUUUAAGUCACAUGGAUAAGAGAUGCAACUUCUCAUCACCUGGAGCAUCAUCGUUGGUGACAGGAUUUAGAUUAUGUAUAUGAUGUAAGGUACAACAGCAAAAUAAGCAAUAUUUCUGAGGUGGUGAUGGUCAAGUAGGAAUGUCUCAGUGGUGUUUGUGUGGUAGUUUGAGGCAGGAUCACGUUGAUGGUAUGUUUUGAAUGUUCAUGUUCCUAUGCUAGUGUAGGCGGUUGACAGUGAUGCACAAAGUGAUUUCUAACUUAAAGGGGCCCUCUCCUACAUUUUCAACUUUUCAGACUUGUGUAUAGGUUUAAAAUAUUGUACUCUUGUUCUACAUGAUGUGGAAGUGCCAUGUCAUGUGUUUGUUAUACUGUGCUUUCAUUUUUAUGCCACUCCUAAAUCUGUGAAUGGUUGGGUGCAAGAACUUUGAGAUUUCCACGAGAUCAAAGACACUUACUAUAGUGCCCCACUGGGAUCCAAUAUUUUAAAAGCCCCCUUUAACUUCAGAUUCCAGUAUGUUUAUCUUUGGAGUCAUUCUGCAUCACUUUUUGUCUGUUAAUGGGCUUCUGAGUGUUUUUUGUUGAAGUGAAGUCACUGCAAAGGACCUGCCAAAAAUUAAGAAUAUUGUCUUAAAAUGCCCCAUUUACACUUAAUCCAGAUUGCGGUCAUGUCCUGGCUUAGAUUUCGUACUUCCCAGUGGUUUGUGUUGAUUUUCAGGGUGUUUAUGGAUUGUGAAUAAAUUGUAACGUUAGCGAGUUGUCUGGUUAAAUAACCUUUUUGUGUCAAUGUCUGCAGCUUCAUAUGUUGGUAAUGGUUUGAUUUAUUUCGAACAUGCAUACAAGGUUACAUUAAUGUACGUCACAUUUUUUUACAGGGUAACAAUUGAACAUAUCCAAAAAGGGGUACGAAGAAGCAGAGCUUAUUCAAUCAUACCCCUUCUCCAUUUCACACCAAUCAUUAAUACAUUAUUCACUUCCUGUAUCCAUGUCCCAUAUACCACAUUUUGGAAUUAUGAUGUUGACAAACCAUGUGCAAGUUUAUUGGCUCAGUUGAUGUCAAGUUUAAAAAGGCUAAAAAGAUAUGAAGCUGCAAGUGCCAAAGUGGUUUUCCUCCAAUGCUGCUCCAUGAAGCAUUUUAACAAGAAGGUGUAUUAAGAAUAUGCGUUCACUUACAAGCAUUUACAAAGGGAUAAUGUUCAGUGAGACAUGCAUGCGCUAAAUGAGGCGCAAAAGCAACUCAACCCGUCACAUUUUUUUUCCUCUUCCCCCCCCUUCGCCUGCUUCUUGUACUCACACACCAAAGCUUUUCUUUUUUUUUUUUUUUUUUGGAGGCAAACAGGAAACCAGCGUCCAGUGUGUUGCAUCAUUACUCCAGCAGAACAAAACGUGCUCUGUUGUAACCGUGCUGACGCUGGCCUGUUUUUGGAUACACUGGGCUUUACUUGCUCUCCAUUGCCAGCUACAUUGUACUGUAGUUCCCCAUAAUGACACGUUGCUGUGCACCAUUUUAAGAACCCAUUUUCACUGGCAUAGAAAAGAAGUGUGGGUAUAUAAAUAAUUGUAAAUGCAAGUUGGUGUGUAUGGCUUUGCGGUGAAAAUCAAAGUAUAAAUCUGGAUUCUUGCUUCUUGGAGGUUAGAAGUGGUGGUGUUUUUGUUACUGGUUCACUUUAAAAUGGCUCAAAAAUCAUUUAAUGGAAGAUAAGUUACUAAUUUCUUAUACAAAUAUCCCAAUUGUUCAUUUAUUUGACUCGAAUUGAACUGUUGGAAUUGAUUCACUGACAGUAUUCCUAUUUUUAUAUUUUAUGACUGCAUUUCGAGACUUUCCAUGUGAACUUGACCUUUUUAAAGCCAGGAAAAUUCUGUAAUGACACAAACUGGUACGUUUUUUUGUCUUGUAUAGUCGUAAAAUCACCACAUGUACACUUUAACCGUCAACCUAAACCCAUUCAGGUAAUGUAUUUCCUACUAUAUCUUUAACUGCAGACCUUGAAGAGUGAAGAAAUGAAUGUUAUCCUUCUGAUUGUAAUUUGGUUAUAAACAAACAGCCAGUGGUUAAAAGGUGUUUUAGGAUAUAUUUCAUACCUCGUCUCUGUAAAAUAGAUGUCACCUUUUUGUUCCACUCGGUUUGAGACUAAUUUAUCCGAUUUAAAAGACUUCCGUGUGUGGUUUUCGACACAGCAUUUAUAAAAAUCCCUGUGAGAUGAAGAAAAGCAUUUUGCGCAACAAUUUGCUUUUGAAUACAUGAAUGAUUGAGGCUGUUGCACUCCAACCUGUCAUUAAAGCAUUUUGUAGACUUCCUAGAAAGAGUAAUGACUGUGCUGGGGUGAAAAAAGUUACAAGGUGAUGAACUGAUGACGUGUCCUCCUUGAGUAUUGUUUAUGUACAAUCUUGUUUUUAUUUAUUGCAGCAUAACCAGCAGUGUGUAUGUGAGUAUGCUUGUGAUUUAACUUGUAUUGGUAGCACACUCAUGACUUUAGUGUUUUAAAUGCCAGUGAAAGUUUUAUGGCAUACGUAAGAAAAGCUGCAGCCUUUUUUGGUGUUUUUAACCACAUAACCAACUGAAGUAUAAUUUUUCACUGUGGUAUCCCAGAAAUAUCCUGAAACCGAUUUUAGACCAGUUUUGCGUCUCUUUCCUCCCCUGCUCCUGCUUUUGUAAAAACUGCUCCUUUGCGACCCAAUAAACUUCUCA